AGCCCAACUAUGAUACUUCUCACGUCAUUCGUGGUUCUCAAUUCUUCUUCCCAAGAACACUCCUUCGUUUUCGGGACAAAGAGAAAUUGAACUAGCCAUGGCGGCGGUUCCAACGAACAGAAGGGCGAUUGUCCUCGCAUUUUUCGUCGCGUUUGGCUUUCUCUUCGGAUAUGAUAUUGGUGUCAUAUCAGGACUUCUGGUCAUGCCCGAUUUCGUACAGCGAUUCGGUCAAGAGAAUCCUGAUGGAUCAUUUACGCUUUCCAGUUCUCGUCAAUCGAUAAUUACCUCCCUUUUGUCCGCUGGUACCUUCGUUGGCGCCCUGGGACAAGCUUUCACAGCUGAUCGUUUCGGCCGUCGACCUACUAUCCUCAUAUGGGCAGCCAUCUUCACCAUCGGCGUCGCCAUUCAAACAGCCACCAUUGAUUCCAUAGUGCAAAUCACAAUCGGUCGUUUUAUCGCUGGUCUUGGGGUUGGGGCGAUGUCCGCUGUUGUGCCACUCUAUAAUGGAGAAACUGCUCCCAAAGCUCUCAGAGGAACGCUCCUCGUGCUGUACCAGGUCCAGAUCAUUACGGGUAUCUUCUUGAGUUAUGUUUUCGAUCUUGGUACCCAUGCGCUUGGAGGCGCUGCUUCUUGGCGUAUACCGGUGGGCCUUCAGUUAGUCUGGGGUGCUAUCCUUCUCUCUGGGAUCUUCUUCCUCCCGGAAUCACCACGACAUCUUCUCGGCAUUGGAAAACGGGAAGAAGCCUGCGUGGUCAUCUCCCAACUUAACGGUGUCCCGCUUGACGAUCCCCUAGUUGACGAGCUUGUUGAUGAAUUGCAAUAUGCUAUCAGUGCCGAGAAUGAAGGCGGCAAGGCGACGUGGCUGGAGUGUUUCUCUCCCGUGAACGGAUUGUGGAAGCGAGUCGUGAAUGGAAUGAUGCUUCAAUUCCUACAGCAGCUCAAUGGUCAAAAUUUCUACUACUACUAUGGUGAUACAUUCUUCCAAUCUGCUGGAACGCAGCUGUCUCCAUAUGUGAUUCAAGUGAUCCUCGGUGCAGUAUCAGUUGCAGGAACAGUUCCCGCACUGUGGGCUAUCGAGAGGGUCGGCCGUCGUCGCUUACUGCUCAUAGGCGCUGCAUGGCAGGCUGUUUGCGCCCUUAUCGCUGGACUCAGUGGUCACUUCACGCUCGCCCCAGCAAAUACGCCCCUCAACGAUUUGACUCCCCGCAAUAAGCAAGGAGGAGAUGUGCUCAUUGCAUUUGCCGUGCUGCAUGUGUUCGGUUUCUCCAUGUUCUGGGGACCCACUCCAUGGGUCUAUCUCGGUGAAUCCUUCCCUCUGCGUAUUCGACCAAAAGCCAUCGCUCUUGGAAGUGCAACAAACUGGGUCUGGAACUUCUUGUUGAGUUUCUUUGCACCGAAGAUCGCCGCGGAUAUUGGCCCUCUCAUCCUCCUCAUUUUCUGCGGGAUGUUAGUCGUCGCCUUUAUCUACGUGUUUUUCUUUAUUCCGGAAACGAAAGGUCUGACUCUGGAGGAGGUCGAUGAGAUGUAUAGAUCUGGGGUCAAGCCCUGGAAUUCUACCUCGUGGACCCCGACUCUUGGUCAGCGCGCACACGAAAAAGCCAUAGCUCAUGAAAUACGCAACGAGAAAGAAAAGGAUGACUCUUGAAUGUAAUUCUAUACUCACGAUGCAUUGUUUCACUGUCACAUC
Lentinula edodes (shiitake mushroom) is the source of this 1687-nucleotide messenger RNA. Its product is annotated as general substrate transporter. Gene Ontology annotation, molecular function: carbohydrate:proton symporter activity. The transcript has 14 exons. The record is from RefSeq and is a predicted model, not a curated record. Gene Ontology annotation, biological process: carbohydrate transport; transmembrane transport. Gene Ontology annotation, cellular component: plasma membrane. Bases 98 to 1645 code for a protein of 515 amino acids. Lineage: Eukaryota; Fungi; Basidiomycota; Agaricomycetes; Agaricales; Omphalotaceae.